Molecule: messenger RNA, 757 nt
Organism: Paramecium sonneborni
Lineage: Eukaryota; Ciliophora; Oligohymenophorea; Peniculida; Parameciidae
Source: the annotation of a GenBank genome assembly
AUGAUUUUUUUUGUUAGACAUGGUGAAAGAGCUGACUAAACAAAUGACUAUGAGGAAAAAAAAAAAAUAAAAAAAUCUUUCGACCCUCAUCUUACUAAUAAGGGUGAUAAUUAAGCAAGAAUGACAGGUGCACAUUUAAAAAAAGUAAUUGAAGAGUAUGCUAAUGAGAAAUAAAUUUAAGUUAAAGACUUGUAAAUUGUAUUUAAUAUUUAUUAAAUCUUAGAACUUUAUGACUUCACCUUUUUUAAGAUGCAUUUAAACAUCUAUUAAUUUAAUGAAAGAGAUACCUAAUAAUAAGAAACUUUAUAUUUAAGAUGAAAUUGGAGAAUUAAUGUAUACUUAUGACUUUUCUUCGAAUAUUCUUGAUAAAUUGCAUUUAAGAACUGAUUAACAUCCAAUUCUUACAAAAGAGUAUUAAAAUGAUGUUUAGAUUAUUAAAGAAAGAUUUAUAAAAAACCCUAAUCUACCUUAACCAGUUUUUCCUGAAAAUGAUAAUUUAUGCUAAAAGAGAAUUAUGAUUGAACUUAAAUCAUAAAUGGAAAAGCUUCCAAAAAAAACUAAUACAAUAAAUAUUUGUGUCACUCAUUAAGGUGUGGUUGAAUUGAGUUUAUUGAUUGAAAAUUUUUAAAAUCAUAAUUGGAUUGACUAUUGUGGAGUUUCAUAAUUUAUCUUAUAAGAUGAUGGAAGCGUAAAGAUUGGAAUAAAAGGAUAAAGUUUUUGGAAAUGAAUUUAACAAAUUAUUGUAUAUAAUGUAAAA